This is a messenger RNA of Brassica oleracea var. oleracea, 1316 nucleotides long. RefSeq names its product probable galacturonosyltransferase-like 10. The transcript has a single exon. The record is from RefSeq and is a predicted model, not a curated record. Gene Ontology annotation, cellular component: Golgi apparatus. Lineage: Eukaryota; Viridiplantae; Streptophyta; Magnoliopsida; Brassicales; Brassicaceae. The coding region runs from base 127 to 1218 and encodes 363 amino acids. Gene Ontology annotation, molecular function: glycosyltransferase activity.
AGUUCUUGUCUUCGUCUUCUUCCUCGACCCUUCUCUCUAUCUCUCCUCCAUAAACUCCAGAAUCUCAAAACUAAAACCUUAAAAAGACCUCUGCUUUGAGAUCUUCAAACCGAUCACUUCUCUCCGAUGAUGUCUAUUUCAAGACUACUAAUAAUCUUCGCAAUAAUCUCUACAACCUUCUUCACCGUCAGAUCAAUCCGAUUGGUUCCAGACGAUAAAUCUUCAUUCAACGAUGGAUCUUCAGAUUUCAUGGAGGCUCCAGGAUACCAAAACGGACCAGAAUGCUCUGUUUUACUCCAAAACAAUCUCUUCUUAGCUUGCGACCCUUCAGCUAUUCACAUAGCCAUGACCCUUGACCCAGCUUACUUGCGUGGCACGGUAUCUGCAGUCCACUCAAUCCUCAAACACACCUCUUGCCCUCAAAACACCUUCUUCCACUUCAUCGCUUCGGGUCUCCACCACGGUUCCCUCGCGAAGACUCUCUCCUCUGUUUUCCCUUCUCUGAGUUUCAAAGUCUACACCUUCGACGAAACCAUCGUCAAGAACCUCAUCUCUUCUUCGAUAAGACAAGCUCUCGAUAGUCCCUUGAACUACGCAAGAAGCUACUUGUCCGAGAUUCUCUCGUCAUGUGUUCGUCGCGUGAUUUACCUCGACUCAGAUGUGAUCGUGGUCGACGAUAUCAAGAAACUGUGGAAGGUUUCUUUAACCGGGUCGAGAACCAUCGGCGCACCAGAGUACUGCCACGCUAACUUCACCAAUUACUUCUCAGAUCGUUUCUGGUCAAAUCCAAAACUCUCGACCGUCUUUGACUCCAAGACGCCUUGCUACUUCAACACGGGAGUGAUGGUGAUCGAUUUAGAGAGAUGGAGAGAAGGAGACUACACGAGGAAGAUCGAAAGCUGGAUGAGGAUUCAGAGAGAGGAGAGGAUUUACGAGCUGGGUUCGUUGCCGCCGUUUCUUCUGGUGUUUGCCGGGGAGAUUGAGGCUAUUGAUCACCAGUGGAACCAGCACGGUCUAGGUGGAGACAAUGUGGUGAGUAGUUGUAGAUCUUUGCAUCCUGGUCCGGUGAGUUUGAUACAUUGGAGUGGGAAAGGGAAGCCGUGGGUGAGGCUUGAUGAUGGUAAGGCGUGUCCUGUUGAUUAUUUAUGGGCUCCUUAUGAUCUUCACAAGUCACAGAGACAGUAUCUUCAAUACAGUCAAGACUUAGAUAUUCUUUGAUUCAUUCUACAUUUUUUUUUGUUGGUACAAAGUUUUGAUCUUUUUCUGAUGUAAAUAAAACUGAAAUACAUUGAGGAUUUACCUAUUCUGUUGCUCUA